AUGAGCGCCCAAUCCACGCAAAGUGGUGCAGGGCAAGGCCUCCUGGCACAAGCUGUGCGAACCUACGGUGGAAUGGAUGCGGGUGGAGCCCGCCCUGUGACACUGGAUGGUGGAGCGGCGAUGAAUCGAGCUAUGGCCGAAGGCCAGGUCCUGUUGAAUGGUGUGGCGACUGGUGGCCCCUUUGAAGGUAGCCAGUUACCACAUCAUCCGGAAGGCAGACCUGGUACGACGGGCUCGCGAAAUGAAGAGGUGGUUGGUGCAGAUGAGCCUUCAUCGUCUACGCGGCCUGUGGCCGAGCUGGAUGCUGGAACUGCUGCCAGGAGAGCAGUGGGGAUGGAUGCAGCGAAAGCCACGGGUGGCGGAUCGCAGCUGAACACCGGAACGGGCGCGAACUCGGAAACCGGAUCUGGCGCGAACGGACGAAGUGUGCCGAUGCAUGGAAGCGAAGAUGUUCGACAGGACUUCCUGCAGCAACGAGCCCAUGCACAACUGGCGGAACAGCGUCAUGCUUUGGUGACUGCUUUGCAUUCCCGAGCCUCCAGGUUGAUCGCCGAGGAUGAUGCGGAGAUCCUGGAGACCACGACCAGGGUUGAGGCCAGCGAAGUGACGGAGCGCACGGGGGACCAGAUGUUGUGGUUUACGAGGAUCAAGGGUAUGGUUCAGAGAGGCUUGGAACCUGUCUUUGGACGUAUGAAGCCCCUUCCUUCUGCCUCACCUACCUCCUGGUAUUCCCAGUCUCCUACCUGGUCGUUGGCAACACCUUCCUUCAACAAUCCCGAGCACCCGCGCAUGUCUGAAUUGCAGCCGAGGACCACGACCUUUACACAGCCUGAACGUGCGGGAGACCAAUCUUCGAAUGGGUCCCUGCAGCCGGAGGUGGUUCAGGAAGAAGUCAAGAAGGCGGUCCAAGUUGCACUUCAAGGUCGGGACGGGAAGAUGAAUGAGCUUCAGGCAGAGAAUGCGGAACUGAAGCAACUGCUGAUGGCGAUGAUCGAAGCGGGUUCGGAGAGAGCCGGAGCGGACCAAGGACCUACCGCAGGUGGAAGAGCGAGCGCCUCUACAAGUGUGGGGGUAGAGCCAGCUCGAGCGGCAGGAGACCAGUCGGCUGGGCGAGGGGAUCUUCGAGCUGAAGGAGUGUAUGCAGGCCGUGACCUACGGGCUCCUCCUGGACUACCUGUUCCAAUUCGGGGACGGGGAGGUGAUCCAGGAAGUGGAACGAGGACUGAGGCGACUACGGCGAGGUCUCCGAGUCCAGCGGCGGCACGAACAUCAGGUGGCGGCUACGAGAAUGUCGCAGGAAAGCCUGGUGGAGUGCCCAGCGAGGGCCCAGGUGGCAGUCGUGGUGGCAGGAAUGAUGAGCGAAGUUCCGUGGCGCCGAUGGACCUUUUGGCCCAGGGGAUCCAACAGCUACAGCAACUGCACUUGAAGAAGGAAGGGCAUGACCCAGAGUUGCUGAAGGGUUCCUUGGAUUUACCGAAGCUGCCCGAGCCCUACCAGGACAACAGUGCGGUGGCGUUCCUGGAGUGGGUGUACGAGGUGGGCCAGCUCAUCGGCUCAAUCACGGACAAGGCAGCGGUGUGGUGGGCGGCCAAUCUCGAGCUAGCCAUGACAGCCUACCACAAGUUUCAGGCGGAAACACCUUUGAAGAGGUUGACGGUCCAAGUGGGUGAAGAUCCAGACGUGGACGGAGAAAAGUGGUCUCGGCUUGAGAAGCGGGUGAUGGCGCUUCUCCUGUCUUCGAUGACGUCGACUAUCAAGGCUGAGAUCACAAUGCUGAGGAUCAACCGCGUCAAGGACUGCCUCUUCAAGCUCUACACAACGUUCUCUCCAGGUGGCGCGAGCGAGAGGGCGAGCCUGAUCAAACAGCUCGAGUACAUCCAGCCCCAGACCAAUGUGGUCGACAUGAUUUCCGCCCUGAGGCGAUGGAAAAAGCAUGUGGGCCGUGCUUCCGAGAUGGGAGUUUCCCUGCCCGAUGGCUCCGUGUUGUUGGUUGCUUUGGAGGGAGCUACGAGACACAUCACUGAGAACAACAAGGACGUGGCCUUCAAGCUGAACAUGGCCAAGCAGGAGCUCAGACUCCCAUACCAGCCAACCUUGAGUGCUGUGAUGACGUUUGCAGACCAUGUGGUUGCGGAGCUCCAGCAAGUGAUCCCCAUCAACUCCAAGGACUCCCAAGCCAAGCUCAAGGGUGCCAAUGUGGAUCCUGGAUCUCCGGCGUCUUCCUCGACCUCGCCUUCUGGGAAGGGACAAGGGCAGAAGCAGCCUUGCAAGUUUUGGUUGACACCGGACGGUUGCAGAAGGGGAUCUGCUUGCAAGUACGGCCAUGUGUUUGCGACCAAGGAGGAGAAGAAGGCACGCUGCUGGACCUGUGGGGCGACGACUCACCGACAGGCCGACUGCCCUACAAAGUCCGGCUCCGCUACCAAGGGGAAGGGUGGUCCUAAGGGAUCUACUGAGAAGAGGUCGCAAGGGGAACCGACUACACCCACUGUGGCCCAGGCGAACGUGAUGAACAACCCUGAACCCUCUACGGCUACCAUGAACACCGCCUCGACCUCUGCAGCGUCCACAUUGGAGCAUCCGCUUACCACCGGUACUACCACAUCUUCCAGCGAACCUUCAUCGGCGGCCUCAACCAUCCUCUUCGCGGAUGCGCAGCAGGCUCAGAAUGCGGGUGAAAUCAGAGAGCUGGCAGAGCAGUUCCUUGCUAAGAUCAAGCGCUUGGCACCGAUGCAGGCGAAGACGGAUGAUGCAGUGAUGGACUUGGAGCUGCUACUGAGGUCGCAGGGCCUGAAUGAAAGCCACGGAAUGGCGCUAUUGGAUAGCGGCGCUUCACAUGCCUACCGGGCUCCUCGCUCCAGGGAGGAGGCAUCAACGGCUCGCCGGGUCAGGGUGCAGCUGGCCGAUGGGAAGACAGUCUACCUCCGCCAGAACAAGGGAGGCACCCUCCUCUCAGAGGAGGAGCAGGGAGGAGGAAUCAUCCUGCCACUCGGGAGCCUUGUCAGCUCCCUUGGCUGCGAACUCAAGUGGAGCAGAAAGAAGGGGCUCCAGGUGCGACACCCGGUCCACGGGAUCUUGCCCACGAAGCUCGUGGGGGAUACGCCGGUGCUGCGUGAAGCUGAAGCACUGCAACUCAUUGCGGAUUUGGAACAAGUGGAACUGGGAAGACUUGAGAAGCAAACUGAAGAGGGAGUGCUGAAGAUGAUCGCGUCGGAAGAGGAGACGGUCACUACGUGGAUGGACCAUGCUGAAGCUUUUGUAGAGACCGGUGAACGGGCAAACUUGAGGCGGAUGCUGUUGGACCCCGAAGCUCCUCUACAAGCUCCCUCGGAAGAAGACAUUGCAGCUCUUCUGGGUGUGGACGAUAAGCUUUUCCUCUCCGAUGAGGCAGGUGCCCACUACUUGAAGGCACUCCCAUGGAACCGAACCACGAGAAAGAGGCUCCUCAGGACAAGGUGGAUCGUUCACCUGUACAAUGGAGAUGAGCAGGGCGCUGAGUUUUCUCACGCCGAGUCUGACGAUGUUACCGUGGUUCGAAUGGACAUCCGGAACAACAAGGCCUUCGACCUCCGCACCUACACGCCGGCCGUGCGAGCUCUGAUGUGGGCGGCGGCAAGGGGACAGAUCGAGGGUAUACUUGGAGGCCCACCUCGAGGAUCGGAGUCUGGCUCUAUGCUGUACAGGCGGAUGCUUCUCCUUUGGCUGGUCGCACACACCGGGGCAACGGCUUCAGGCUUAUGUUCGCCCUUCUUCAUGAUGGAGGCUCCAACCUGGCAUCCGAUCUGGACGAGCUUUACCUGGUCGCGCUUCAAGGACGAGUUCCGGUACCUGAAGUACCAUGCGGUUGCGGCCAGAGAUGGUGUGUACUUUAUGGCGGGCACGCUUCAGCUGUCUGAUGGAGUGUCGGUGAGCGAAGGGGAGAUCCCGGACUUGAACUACAAGACCCCUGCAUCAGCGUGGCCCGUCGAGCUCAAGACAGGGUUGGCGCAUUCAAUGGUGCAAUGGAGGCAACAUGACCGGCGCAGGGAAGAAGUGACGAUGUGCAAGCUCGGUGGGCCCAGGGAGAUGAACGCGAAGGAUUUGGCCUACUGGGAGAAACAUGUACGAAGCGGGCAUGUUCCUUAUGAUCGCAGAUGCCAAACUUGUGUUCGGGCAGCAGCGACCGGACGGGCACAUCGACGGUGCCUGGCCCCUUCGGCCUACACCUUAGGCCUGGACAUCGCCGGCCCUUUUCGCACAAAGGGCGAGAAUGCUGAUGAGAAGGGCUUGCGCUACCUACUUGUGGGGGCGUACUCACACCCACGAAUCAACCCCGACAAGGACAAGGACCUUCCUGAGGAGGAGGACGGUGAGUUUGAAGCCGAGAUCGAUCCGUUCGAGAUUGACGAAAGGGCAGCGGUACCAGUUGAGGAGGAGGACGAUGAUGAGCAGAAGGCCAUGAAUGAGCGGUUCAAGGCCCUGUACAAGGACAUCGGUGAUGAGAUUGAAUACCAGACCCUCCACUUUGUGGUGCCGAUGAAAACUCGGAUGUCCAAGGAAGUACGGUCGCGGAUUCAGCAGAUCUAUCUUCAGCUUCGGCAACAAGGGCUUCCUCUGGUGCGGAUCCACAGCGACCGGGGCAGGGAGCUCAUGGCUAAGGAGACCAGGGCAUGGAUGGCUGACCGGGAUAUCCUGGCUACGACUGGAGAGAGCCAGCAGCCUCAACAAAACGGUCGGGCGGAGGCACUGGUCCGGGUCAUUAAGGGCAGGGUCAAAACGCUCCUUCGAGCAGCUUCCUUGCCUAUGUCAUGCUGGCCACUUGCUGCACAGUUCUCUGCCAGGAGACAACGAGACUUGGCACUCGGAGACCGAACCGAUGAAACAGUGCCGUUUGGGGCACCAGUGCACGUGAAACACAAGAGGUUCGGAGAGGGUGGAAGUUAUGACCUCGCUGAACGCUGGCGCUCAGGCAAGUUCGUUGGGUAUUCUUCGGACGUUCGUGGAGGCAGAGUGGUCCGUCAUGAUGAUGGAGGCUACACGACGUCGGUGCACAUCAAGCCGUAUCUUGUGGACUCCGAUGAUUUGGUCGAGCACGGGCCCUUUGAAAUGGAGGUUGAAGAUCCGGUGAGGAGGAUUCGAGGGAAGUCCCGAUUGGCCCAGCUAGACACCGACCCGAAGGAAGAAGUAGAUCGCAAGGCGAAGGAGCUUAUGGAUUCCGAGCGCUACGACUUGGAGAGCGUGGUUGUGAUGUGGGAGCUCUUGAAGCCCUACGCGAGAUCUACUACAAGAACGACCCAGGGUGAAGGACUCCAAUGGUUGAUUGGCCAGUAUACGCAUGGAGGCCAAUGCGGGGCCACCUUGGACACGGAUCGGUUCCCUUGGGCUACCUUAUACCUGGUGAAGGCGUUCACCCACCUCACUGGGGAAAGUGAUUUCUCAUCGAUCUUGAUGACGGAGGACGUUGGGAUGAGGAUACACCGCGAUGUCCACAACCACGCCGACCGCAACAACGUGUUACUUCCUCUACUACCUUGCGAGCGUGGAGGUGGAGUUUGGGUUGAGUCCGAACCGGAGGACUACGAUGUGGACGAUGAGUGGCGGCAACUACCAAAGGGAGAUUGGCGUCGUGGAAGGGUGAUGGAUCUACAUCCUGGAGUUCCCAUCAAGAUCAACCCCAGGAAGUUCCACCAGACCGAGGACUGGGAAGGAAAACGGUUAGUUAUGACCUCAUUCACGCCAAGAUCUACCAGAUUGAAACCUCCCGCCUACAUGAAACUCCUGGACUAUGGUUUCAAUCCACCUCCUCUACCACCACAAGUCCCAGAGCAACUGCAGCGGAACAUCCUCAAGAUGAUGAACCUGUCUGGACCCAGGGACGGCCCCGACGCAGUCAUGUUCCAGAUGAAAGACCCUGGGGAAGAGCGACAGGAGAGGGCCCAGGAAAUCAGUCAGGAGUUGCAGCAGCUACAGGAUGAUGUACUUGGGAGACUCCAGGAACGACGUGAAUGGCUUCAACAGUUUCUGGCUGAGGAGGAGAUCCUGGCUGAGGAGUUCAAUACUGUUGGAGAAGCCAUUCGGGAUGAGAUCAAGGAGAUCAAUGUGGUGGUCCGGGAACUUAUCCAGGAUGUUGAGGACCAAGUCCGGUCAGUGGAGAAAAGGUGCAAUGACCUGUACCUCAAGGUGGCCAAUGUCACGGAUGACAAGGAAAUCGGCGACAUCGAGGAGUACUUGAUCAACCUCAAGAAGGAUUUGGACGUCACCCUGGAUGUUCCCUUGGACCAGGUGAAGUCCAAUCUUGAGGAAUGGAUCGAGCCCAUGAACAAGGAGCUUACGAAUCUGGAGGCCAAGACGAAUGCGAUCGAAGCCCGGCCCAUGGCGGAUGCGAAGAAGCUUGUGAAUGAUGGGUCGCUUAUACUCAUCCCGGGCAAAGUCGUGUUUACGGUCAAGCCUCCAGCUCCUGAGACCAAGGCCGAGAAGAAGUCAAAGGGGGCGCGCUGGAAACGCAAAGCCAGGAUCGUGAUAUGUGGCAACUUAGCCACUCAGUCCUUGAAUGGGCAAGAGCUGUAUGCAGCUGGCGCCUCUGUUGAGGCGCUCCGCCUGGCUUUGGCACUUGCGUCCAGCCUUGGAUGGCAUGCAGCCGCCACUGAUGUCUCAGCGGCUUUCCUCCAGGCCGAGUGGCCAUCGGAUAGGCCGACGUAUGGAGUGAUACCCCCCCGGAUACUCGUGCAGGCGAAGCUCGUUCCGGACAACGUUGUGUUUGUGGUGAAGAAGGCGCUCUACGGUUUGCGUGAAAGCCCAGCGCUAUGGGCUAACCACAGAACAAGGAUUCUGAAGGAGGUGAGCGUCGAGGCCCCUGGUGGAAGGGUUUGGCUAAAACCGCUGAUCACGGACGGGGAGCUUUGGAUGAUCCUACAACUACCACCUGAUGCUGAACGACCCCAACUCCGAGGACUCCUGGUGACCUAUGUGGACGACCUGUUGUACUUGGCUGCUAGGGCAUUGAUCAUCCUCCUCCACACCAAGAUUGCGGAGUUUUGGCCGUGCUCAGCACUCGAGUUUUCAGACCAGGGUAUCCGUUACCUUGGAAUGGAGCUGUUUCAGGAGGAGAACACGUUCACCCUUGGCCAGGAGGCAUAUGUUGCCAAUUUGGUCCGACUUCAUGGGCUGGACCCGGGGGAGAAGGCAGGUCUGCCGUGCCCCAAGGAGUGGAUCCAGGACACCGACAUGGAUGGCGAGGCCGAGAACUUCAGCGCCGAGGAGCUCACCCGGGCUCAGAAGAUCACAGGUGAAUGCCUAUGGCUUGCUUACCGUACUCGCCCGGAUAUUCUCUACGUCACGAACUAUAUGGCCGGAAUGACAGCGAAGAAGCCGGUGAAGGUCUACAACGUGGGCUUGAAGGUUGUGGCCUACUUGAACGCGACUGCAGGUCUCAAGUUGAAGGUCGAAGCCGAGGCAGAGCCAAAGCAGUCCACAGAGCCAAAGCAGUCCACAGAGCCGAAGCAGUCCACAGAGCCGAAGCAGUCCACAGAUCCAAAGCAGUCCACAGAGCCGAAGCAGUUCACAGCGCAGUCCACAGAGCAGUCACACGACGCAGGCUUCAGGGUUAGGUUGUCGGGUUACUGUGACGCCUCGUUUGCGCCAUUCGGUGGCAAGAGCUUUGGCUGCAGUCUGGUCAUGGUGGGGCGUACGCCCAUUUCCUGGAAAGCAGGUAAGCAGACGAUGGUGGCUAUGUCGGUUUGUGAAGCUGAGCUCAUGGAGGGUUCUACGUGUGCGUUGCUGCUUGAGUCCACCCAGGCCAUGCUGCAGGAGAUUGUCCCCAAUCUGGCAGUCCCCAAGCUGUACAUAGACAACAUGGCGGCCCACAACAUCAUGAACGGUGCCACAGGAAGCUGGAGAACCAGACAUUUGAGGAUUCGCCACUCCUAUGUUCUAGAUCGUAUUGCUGGUGGACAACUGCAAGUGAACCACUUGGCUGGAGAAGAUCAACCCGCAGAUUUGCCUACCAAGUUACACAGCAAGGUUCGCUUGUUGCACCUACUUGGAACAUGGAAUAUGGUGGGCAUCAGUGAUCUGGACGGUAAGAAGGCGGUUCAGUGCUUGAAGUUGGGCUGCCUGUUUCUUCUUUUGCUGGCGGUGCAGUCACUGGCGGUGGCGGCUGAGAAGGAACCUUUGCAGGUCACGGGAACAAUGGAGCUGAUCACAAUGCUUAUGCUGUCCUGUGUUGCUGCUAUCGCGAUGUGGGAGGCAGCAAGGGCAUGCUACAAGUGGAUGGUUCCAGCGUGCUGUGGAUCGAAGAGGGCGAGGAGAAUCCAAAGGCUACGUGAAUUGGCGAAGGCGGCAGCGGAGGCUGAGAUAGAGAAGUGGGCGGAACAGGAGGACAUCGUGAACUCGGAGCAGAUUGCAAGGACUCUACGGGGAGUUCUACGCGAGGAGCGGGAGGAUGUAAGACCCUCCACUACAGCGAGUGCUAUGACUCCAAGAACACCAGAGGGACCAUCAGAGCCCUUGGGAACUCCGUCCCGAACCAGUGUGUUUGGGGGCACUCGACCAUCAACACCCCCGAUUCCACGGAGGAGAACACCUUCACCAACGCCGAGCCCCUUUCGUGGAGAUCCCGGCCAAUUUGAACGUGAACGUGUGAUCAAGGACGUUCUUGAACUGCUCACGGUGAAGAGCUUGAAGAUUGGUCUGGAGGCGGAAGGAAGGGCCGUGACCGGCCUGAAGGAGGACCUGGUGAAAAGACUGGGAAUUUUCCUGGGUGAUGAACCGCCACCGGAUGGGCGACCUACCACCAGGCAGCUCCGCUACGUCCUAUAUGUCUGGCGACAUCAACGGCUCGCUGGAAGAACGGAGCUAACGUGGGACAUCCUGGCUUCGAAGACCAAGGUUUCCCAAUGGCUUCAUCAAUGGAAGGACGCUUGA
This is a messenger RNA of Symbiodinium sp. CCMP2592, 8901 nucleotides long. The record is from the annotation of a GenBank genome assembly. NCBI's taxonomy places the organism in Eukaryota, Dinophyceae, Suessiales, Symbiodiniaceae.